ACAGUAGGUGUCAGUAUGGCGGCUGGUUUGGAGGCCGAUAUCAAACGAAGAAGAAGAGGAAGCCCACUACCCGCCAAUUUUGAGCGAUGUAAACAGUAUCAGCCUCUUUCUGUCUCUGCUAUGAAGAAUAAUUUAAACAUUGCGAACAUUUCUUUGUCAGCAAUGAAUUCCGGUGGAAAAGGCUCUGCCGAUUCAUCCCAACUUGCUGUCAGCAGUGACAGCGAUUGCAUCAAAGUUUUUGUGCGAGUGAGACCUGUGACCCAGGGUACUGGGCUGACCACAGAUGGAGAUCAGAGUAUGUGUCUCACAGUCACCUCAUCCAACACCAUCCGUCUGCUCUCAAAACCAGAGCCACGAACCUUCACCUAUGAUCAUGUUGCUGACAUGGACACAUCUCAGGACUCUGUAUUCUCCAGUGUGGCCAAGAAUAUUGUUGAGUCUUGCAUGAAUGGAUAUAACGGAACUAUAUUUGCCUAUGGACAAACGGGCUCAGGGAAAACCUUCACCAUGCUUGGUCCAUCUGAGUUGGAUAACUUCACGGAUGAACUGAGGGGGGUUAUUCCUCGAAGUUUUGAAUACCUAUUUUUUCUCAUCAACAGAGAGGUGGAAAGGUCUGGCCAGUCCAAGAGCUUCCUUUGCAAAUGUUCAUUUAUUGAGAUAUACAAUGAACAAAUUUAUGACCUUCUGGACACAGCCUCAGCCAGCCUUUUCCUCAGGGAGAACAUCAAGAAAGGUUUAUUUGUUGAGGGAGCUGUGGAGAAGUUCGUCAACUCAGCAGCUGAAGCCUACCAGGUUCUGUCUAUGGGCUGGCGUAAUCGACGAGUUGCCUCCACCUCCAUGAACCGUGAGUCUUCUAGAUCUCAUGCUGUGUUCACCAUGACUUUGGAGUCCAAAGAGUCCAUCAAUGAAGUGGUGAACAUCCGAACAUCUCAGCUGAACCUGGUAGAUCUGGCUGGCUCUGAGAGGCAGAAAGACACAAACACAGAAGGCUCCAGACUCAAGGAGGCCAGCAGUAUCAAUCGCUCCCUGAUGUGCCUUGGUCAGGUGAUCAUGGCACUGGUUGAUGUGUCCAAUGGGAAGAACCGCCACAUCUGCUACAGGGAUUCUAAACUCACCUUCUUGCUAAGGGACUCUCUUGGAGGAAACGCAAAGACUUACAUCAUAGCCAAUGUACACCCUGGUUCAAAGUGUUUUGGAGAAACGCUGUCCACCCUGCAGUUCGCUCAGAGAGCAAAGUUAAUCAAGAAUAAGGCCAUUAUCAAUGAAGACACACAGGGAAAUGUGAGGCAGUUACAAGCUGAGGUGAAGAAGCUGAAGGAGCAGCUUUCACAGGCACUGGCUUCUCAAGCAGUGGACUAUGGGAGAGAUAUGGCGCCAGGCGGACCUGAACUCCCUACGGGUAAUGGUCCAUCCAACGAAAUUCAACAUAAUGUCUCAUAUAAAGCAAAGUUUAUGGCUGCUGUUCGUCUGUGGAAGAAGCGAGAAGAGGAGAAGAGGAUGCUGCUCCAGAAGGUGGCUCAGCUUGAGGAAGCCUGGACCCAGAAAGACAAGUUCAUCCAUUCCAGCCGAAUGAUUGUCAGGUUUCGAGAGGACCACAUAUCUCGCCUUGAGAGGAAAUUGAAGGAAGGACAAGGAUUACUGUCAGACAAGGAGUCUCAGGCUCUGAUUGACCAGCUGAAAGAAGAGAUAAAGAUCUUGAGAGAUCAGGUUGAACAUCACCCAAAGAUGACCCGAUAUGCAGCAGAGAACUUCAGUCUCAGACAAGAGAACCGUCAGCUCCGUUCUCUUGAAUCAGUGGUGAAAUCUGAAGAGGCUGCAGCCACAGUUGCUGCUGAGCUGGAUGAGGCCUUCCAGAGGGCCAUGGAGACAGAAAGACUCACAGAGACUCCAGCAGCCUCUUCAACCUCUGUGACUGCAGACGCUGUCUCGGCAGCUACAACUGAAAAGCUGAAGGCUCAGCUGCUUCAGAAACAGUCCGACCUCGCAGCCGCCCUUCAUGCCUUUGAGGAGUACAAAGAAGUAACCAAGAAACAGAUGUCUCAGCUUGAGUCUGAGAAAAGAUACCUUGACAAGUCCAACAGGCAUUUGGAAAACAUUUUGGAAGCCACAAACACUUACAAAACACAGGAGGUCUGUGAGCUGAACAGAAUUCACGUUGAAACUAUUAAGAUUCUCACCACGCCCACCAAAGCAUACAACUUGCGGUCCCGUAUCGUGCCUCUCUCUAGCCCAGACCACCUGAAUGGGACAGAUGAUAAUGCAGACGAUAUUUGGGAUGAGCAGCCUCCUUCAGACAUGACCGAGAUGGCCUUGACUGAGGAACUGCGUCAAGUGCAGGAGCAAACUAGUCGUGUCCAGACACAACUGAAUGAGGAGGAGCUAAAGAACAGCAAGCUGUUGCAGCAAAUUGCCAAACUUGAGGAGCAGAUCGCUGUGAUAUCACAAGAAUGUGCCCACAAGGAUGAGCUGCUGUCUACUGAGCGAGCUUACAAGAACAAAGAUCAGCUCAACCUGCAACAAACUGUCAGCGAGCUGCAACAGAGCCUUCAGUCUGAACAGCAAACUGCAGAAGUGCUGAGGAGUGAGAUCCGUGAUCUACGCCUGGUGCUGCAGUCAUCCGAUAAGGAGCUGGCCACCGCAAAGAACGAGCUAAGAGACGGCCAGAGUGAGCAGCAGCGAGAGAUGAGUGAGCUCUCCAACAGUCUCAUCAGCACACAGCUUCAACUUGACAAAGUCCAGCUCGAGUGGGAGCAGCUUCUGGAGCAGCAUCGGACACUGCAGGAUUCAUUUGACCAGCUGCAAGCCGAGGCCAAGUUUGAGGCUGAUCAGGCAGGACAACAGCUGCAGGACAGGCAGCAGGAGAUUGAUAAACUGAAAGCACAGCUCACGGAAUUGAGUAAUUCUUUACGGACUGAGCAGGAGCACACAAGCACCCUGAUCUCCCAGUUAAGAGAAAACAAAGAAAAUACAUCAAAAGAACUUAUUGAAGUUGUGGAGCAGAAUACACAGCUUAAGAAACAAGUCUCAGACCUGACAGUUCAAAAUCAGCAACAGGCAUCCAAAAUUGUUGAUCUUGAGCAAAAUCUAAACUCUGCCAAUGAAAUGAUAAAAGGCUUGGAGCAGAAGAUUGAACAGGACAAAGACGUUGUUUUAGAUCUGAUUAACCAAACCAGAGACCUCCGCUGUGAGCUGAGCCAGAAGGACCAGACCAUUACCCACCUGUCUGAAGACAUCAAAGACAUCACAGCCAAGUACAAUACUGCCUGCCUUGAAAGGGAGGAUAUCAGGGAGCAGUACUCUAAGUUGCAGACUGAAAUCUGUGACCUGAAAGAAACUUUGGACCGGUGUUUAGCAUCCAACAAGAUAGAGGUGGAGGUGUUGCAGGAGGAGGUUGUUUAUGCCACUGAGGAGGUUGAGAGACUCACUAAGGUCUUAGAUGAGCAGAACAGCCUGCUCCAAGCAUCUCAGGAGCAAACCGCCAAGAAGGACGUCAUGAUACAGAAUUUACAGCAGAAGGUGCAACAACAGCAAGAAGCUGUUGAAAAAACUAUCCGAAAUGGCAAUUUCAAACCUUUUGUUGAGCCGACAUUUACACCUAAAUCAUUACCUCGGACACCCUGCACUCCAGGAAGCUUCAACAGGGAUCUGACCCAGGUGCUAGAGAGCCAGGAGAGAGAGCUGGAGAAUCGCCGCUCCUCCAUGAUGACCAUGGAGAUUCUAUUGAGUGAGCUGAAUGCGGAGAGGGCUGCCAAGAACGAGGAGAUCCAAAGGCUUAAGAUGCAGCUGACUGAGAAAGAGAUGGUCCGAAUGGAGAUCCAGGCUUUACUUGACCAGUUUUACACCAAGCAGACCCAGAAUGGAAAUAAUAAUGGUGAGGAGUUGAAUGAUGCCCUUAAGCAGUCUGUACUUAAAGAGCUACAAGAGGAGAGAGCAGAGAAGAGCAAAGUCAUGCAGAAGCUGUCUGACACCCAAAAAAGACUGCAGGCACAGGAGUCUAUGGUGGCCCAGUCUCAAACCUGUGUUCAGGAGCUGACCAAUGAGCUGAGGAACCGCUGUCUAGAGUUGAGGGAGCUGAACCACCGGAUACAGGAUGAGGAGAAACUGCUCCAGGAAAACGAUGUUCUCCGUAAGCAGAACAUUCAGCUGUCUGAGGAGAAUGGCAAACUUGUGGGGCAUAGGAACCACAAACAGAGGAUUGAAUAUCUGGUGAAGCUGAAAAAGGAAAACACCAAGCUUCAAGAGGAAAAUGAAAAGCUCAGAACGGAGAUGGGCUUAAUGCGAGACCACAUUGGAUGUCCGCCACUGGAGAUGACUUAAAUUUUUAGGUUUAAAAUCCUUUGAAUGAAGGUGAACUUGCAUCUUUCCCAGUGAAAAGAAAUGUUUAUUUUAUAUUUUUACCUACUACUAUUAAUUUGGUUCACUCUAUUAAUGGUUUCAAGUACAAAGGCAUUGUGAUUCAUGUUUUUUUGUUCUUUUUUCAUUCAGGGAAUGUGCUGUAAUGAUUUUGCUUAUAUUAUAACACCUCCUACAGUUUUUUACGUGGAGGCUUACUGUACCUUUACCUCUGCUAUUACAGCAGCAUGGCCAGACCAGCUGUGACAUAACUUCCAUUAGUCAUCUUUUCUUGUUAGUUUGCUCUGGGUGUACAUUAGUACACCUAGUCACAUUGUUCUCAGACCACAAAGCUGAAUAAUACCUUAAUGUGAAAACUGUGUUUUAGGUGCUUAUGUCUGGUGCUGUGAUUGUUGACUGAUCAUCUGAGAUCUAUCCAUGGCAUAUGAUUUGAUGUAUUUUUCCCAUCAUACUGGGGUAUAUGUCUUUUUUUUUUAGCAUAAUGAAAAUAAUGUCAUUUUUAUUAUUCUUUUUACCUCUAGUAAAUUUUAAUCUUCA
Molecule: messenger RNA, 4890 nt
Organism: Dicentrarchus labrax (European seabass)
Lineage: Eukaryota; Metazoa; Chordata; Actinopteri; Moronidae
Gene: kif15
Product: kinesin family member 15
Exons: 35
Coding region: 16-4317 (1433 amino acids)
Biological process (GO): microtubule-based movement
Molecular function (GO): microtubule motor activity; ATP binding; microtubule binding
Source: RefSeq, a predicted model, not a curated record